Molecule: messenger RNA, 1878 nt
Organism: Capsicum annuum
Lineage: Eukaryota; Viridiplantae; Streptophyta; Magnoliopsida; Solanales; Solanaceae
Product: zinc-finger homeodomain protein 6
Exons: 2
Coding region: 751-1656 (301 amino acids)
Biological process (GO): regulation of developmental process; regulation of DNA-templated transcription
Cellular component (GO): nucleus
Molecular function (GO): transcription cis-regulatory region binding; DNA-binding transcription factor activity
Source: RefSeq, a predicted model, not a curated record
GUUGGCAGGGCGUGGGAGAGGACUGAACAUGACAUUGUCGGUUGUUUUCUUAUGCUCAGUCCUAUUGUAUGUAUGUAUGUUUCCCUUAACUCCCCAUAAUCACAUAAUACUAUUAUCUUUGCGGUUCCGCACUAUACUAUUCCUACUCUCUCUCUCUCUCUCUCUCUCUUAUCCUUCCUCUCUUCCUAUCUUCCCCUUUUUCACUUUCUAAUUAGCUCCGUUUCAAGCAACCAUGUUGUCUCUUGUUUCUUCUUACGUUCUUUGUUGCCUCCUCCCCAACACACGACCACAACCAACAACACUUUUCUCUCCUUCCACUUCCUUAAAACAAACCUUAUCACUUUAAUUUCCUUUUCCUCUCUCAAUCUCUCUCUCUUCUAAGUGACAACCUUAGCUUAGAGACUGUUUCUUAAUCUCAAUUUUCAUGCAUUUUUAAGGUGGUGGUCACUCAGCUUUGCUUCUUCUAAGGUGGUUCUAGGGCCCCAUACCCUCUUUAUUUCCAGCUUUUCUUCUUCAAUUUUUUUACCCUUUUUCUUUCUCUCUCGCACCCCACCAUAAGAUUUAUAACAUAAUCUAGAUUUUGAAGCAAAUGAUUUUUUCACUACUGUAGUAGCAUAUAAUUAAGCUUUACAUAAAUUUUGUUAGUUCAACUUAUUAUACCUUUUCAUCUCUCUAUGUUCAUGUGCAAAACAUAGGGUUAGGGUUUCUUAAACUAGUCAUUAAUUAGGUUUAGUUAUUGAUUAAGUAAUAAUGUCAUUAGCUGGUGAGGAAAAGGAAAUGAGAAUGCCAGGUUCAUUAGGGUAUCAUUCACUUGAUCAGAACACAGAUCAAGGAGGCAACCAUGUCCACCCAUCCAACAUUCAAGAUCACGAAAAAUCCACCGGCGGAGGCGGUGCAACGCCAGCAGGUACUGGCGUUGCACCAUACAAUUCCGCCGGUGGUAUUACUGGAUCUAAUAAGUUUAACAAGGUAAGUUCAAGAGCAGCUAGGUACCGUGAGUGUCUGAAAAAUCAUGCUGCUAACAUUGGUGGAAAUGUGACUGAUGGAUGUGGUGAGUUCAUGCCUAGUGGUGAAGAAGGUACACUUGAGGCAUUGAAAUGUGCUGCUUGUAACUGCCACCGUAACUUUCAUAGAAAAGAACAGAAUAUUGGUGGUGGUGAUAACAACAAUAAUGCUGGCAUUAUGGUUGUGCAUCCACUACAGCUUCCUCAACCACUGCCUUCUCCGAUACCUUCAUUGAAUCAUCACCACCACCAUCAACAUGGCGGCCGCUCUAUUUGGACUACUAUGCCACCUCAGCCUGUCAAAAUGGCCUUCGGAGGGAGCGGAGGGAGUGGGGCGACAGACUCAUCGAGUGAAGAGCUAAACUUCAACACUUACCAUCAUCAACAAGCAACUUCAGUGCCCCCACAACCUCAACCACCAUUUGUGUUGGCUAAGAAAAGAUUUAGGACAAAAUUCAGUCAAGAACAGAAGGAUAAAAUGUUGGAAUUUGCAGAGAAAUUAGGGUGGAGAAUUCCAAGAGAAGAUGACACUGAAGUACAAAGAUUCUGCUCACAAGUUGGAGUGAAGAGACAAGUUUUUAAGGUUUGGAUGCAUAAUAAUAAGAAUCCAUCUGCUAAAAAGAACACAUUACAAGAAGAUCAACAACCUUAAUUAUUAAUUAAGGUUGAGUUGAGUGAAAAAAAAAUGAAAUUAAAUGAAAUUUCUUGGGAUUUGGUUCUUUGCUUAUGUAAUCUUACUAGGAAUCGUACGUAGCUAGCCAACCUUUUUUUUUUUUUUUCUAUGUAGCAUUAUUGUAACUAUGGUACCUCUCUAAUCAGAUUUUAUUGUUGUACUUGGAAGCUUUUAUUCAUCUGAAUUUUUCAGCUCUCCUUA